Messenger RNA from Trichosurus vulpecula (common brushtail), 1621 nucleotides. RefSeq names its product NIN1 (RPN12) binding protein 1 homolog (gene NOB1). Gene Ontology annotation, cellular component: preribosome, small subunit precursor. The record is from RefSeq and is a predicted model, not a curated record. The coding region runs from base 29 to 1276 and encodes 415 amino acids. Gene Ontology annotation, biological process: maturation of SSU-rRNA; ribosomal small subunit biogenesis. NCBI's taxonomy places the organism in Eukaryota, Metazoa, Chordata, Mammalia, Diprotodontia, Phalangeridae. The transcript is spliced from 9 exons. Gene Ontology annotation, molecular function: RNA endonuclease activity.
GGGCGUGCCGACGCCACGUCCUGUCAAGAUGGUGCUGGUAGAGCACGUUGUGGCGGACGCCGGCGCCUUCCUGCGAGACGCGGCGCUGCAGGACUUCGGGAAAACCAUCUACACCAUCCGGGAGGUGGUGACCGAGAUCCGCGACAAGGCGACCCGGCGGCGCCUCGCCGUCCUGCCCUACGAGCUGCACUUCAAGGAGCCCUGCCCGGAGUACGUGAGGCUGGUGACCGAAUUUUCCAAGAAGACUGGUGAUUACCCCAGCCUCUCAGCCACAGAUAUCCAGGUGUUGGCCUUGACUUACCAAUUGGAGGCAGAGCUUGUGGGGGUGGCUCACCUGAAGAAAGAGCCAGAACCAAAGGUUAAAGUGAGCUCAUCAGUGCUACAUCCAGAAAAUCCUCUACAUGUUCCUGGUUUUCACCUGCCUUCCAAGCCCAGACUUCCAGAGGAAACAGUAUGUCAUGUGCCUCCUGCUGCUGAGCCUGCUGAGAACGUAGAGUAUAAUUCCUUUCUGUUCUGGAGAAACCCUUUGCCCAGUAUUGAUGUCGAUCUUCAGGAGUUGACGGCUGGAGAAGAUCAGAGUGUCCUAAAUGAGAAAGAAGAGGAUGGAAGAGGAAAUAAGAGUGAAGAUAGUGCUGAGGAGGAUGAGGAGGAUGGAGGAUGGAUAACACCCAGCAAUAUUAAACAAGUCCAGCAAGAACUGGGGCAGUAUGAUAGUCCUGAUGAUGUCCAGGUUGGCUGUGUAACCACAGACUUUGCCAUGCAGAAUGUUCUGCUCCAGAUGGGGCUCCAUGUGCUUGCGGUGAAUGGGAUGCUCAUCCGGGAGGCCAGAAGCUACAUACUGCGUUGUCAUGGCUGCUUCAAGACCACCUCCGACAUGACCAGGGUCUUCUGUGCACAUUGUGGAAAUAGAACACUGAAAAAAGUGGCUGUGACGGUCAAUGAUGAUGGCAGCCUUCACAUGCACUUCUCUCGAAACCCCAAGGUGCUGAAUGCACGCGGCCUUCGGUAUUCCCUUCCUGCUCCCAAAGGAGGGAAGCAUGCCAAUAACCCCCACCUGACGGAGGACCAGCGAUUCCCACAGCAGCGACUGUCAAGAAAGGCAAGGCAGAAAACCAAUGUGUUUGAUCCUGAUUACAUAGCGGGGGUGUCUCCUUUUGUAGAGAAUGAUAUCUACAGCCGGGCAGCCAUGCUCCAGAUCAGAGACAGUGCUCUGGGUGCUGGAAGGAGGCGGCUGAACCCCAAUGCUUCAACAAAGAAAUUUGUGAAAAAGAGGUGAAGAGAAUAUGGGGAGCCCCAUGGACAAGGCUGAGCAGCUGCCACCGGAGCAACCUUUCUCAGCAGUUUUCAGAAGCCUUUGGAAGGCAGGAAUGGGUCAGGAGCUUAUGUUUGAAUGUAGCCUUGAGGAUAGUUCUACAAUGACUUGGCAGCUGGGAUGGAACUGAAUAUUGGCUUUAUCUCCAGUGAAUUCUGGACCACACCUUGGCCUGUCGGGCUGACCUGACUCCCUACCACUUUCAAUGGAAUUUGGAAAGAAUAGUGCCUCUCUAUUCUCAUGUACCUUGAAAGGGGCAAUACCUGUCUCCUCGUAUUUUUCUAAUAAAUGCGCUGUUCACAUGCUUUA